ACCCCGGUGUUGGCACAAGUGUCCUCACCCUCUGCCACCAGUCGAGGGGUGCAGUUGCUGUGAGGUGACCCAAAAGAAAACAAGUUCAGCCUCAUUCCCUCCUAUGCUUCUCCAGCCUCCAGCUUAGACCCUCCCCAAAACCUCACUGGCCAGCCCCAUUGGUGGAGCGCAGCCUUUGGGACCCCACAGCACUUCCUCUUCCCACCAUCCCUGCUGCACUGCCUUCGCUGCAGGCACCAUGUGGCCUCACUGCCUCUUCCUCUUCGUUCUCCUCCACGAGACAUGGGCAGAAGCAGAAACCUCAUGCCCUCCCCCUGAAGAAUUACAGUUUUUCCAGCUCUUCUACACGUUGGUCUUGGAAAACAUCAGCUCCACAGAACUGACUGGGAUGGCUCUGCUGGCAGAUGUGCCUAUAGGGGUGCUGGACCCAUCCACCUGGAACUUAAACAUCUGCCGGACAUGGGUCCACGAGGUCACAGCACAGAGUGAUGUGAAGAAGAUUCUGUCCUUCUCCAUGGUCGGCAUACGCAAUACGAUUCGGUUCCUGCAUGAGAUGGCUACAAAGGCAGGGUUGGACUACCCGCUGGUUUUCCAGAUCCACGGAGGCUGCAAGCUUUACACCAACGGAACGAGAUGGAGCUUUGCCAACAUUGGGGAAGGUGGCAGAGACCUGGUGACGUACGACCUGAAUAGGGAGCGCUGGCUUCCCCGGAGGUCCACCCCUCUGGCUGAGCUGAUGAGCAACACUCUCACUGACCUCCGGGCCGUGUCGGGGCUUCUGGAGCACAUCUUCUCCACCUCCUUGCCGAACUACAUCCUCAUGCUGCACAAGGAAGGGAAAGCAGAUCUGGAGAGACGAGUGCCACCCAUCGCUGUGGUCUUCGCCCGCACGGCCGGCCCAGCGCAGCUCCUGCUGGUUUGCCGUGUCACCAGCUUCUACCCACGGCCCAUCACUGUCACCUGGCUGCGGGACGGCAAGGAGCUGCCCCCGAGCCCGGCGCUGAGCACCGGCACCGUGUUACCCAACGCCGACCUCACCUACCAGCUCCACAGCACCCUGCUGGUGUCCCCCCGGGAUGGGCACAGCUACGCCUGCCGCGUGCAGCACUGCAGCCUGGGUGACCGCAGCCUCCUCGUCCCCUGGGAAAACCCCAGUGCGUCUUCCACCGUCAUCAUCACCAUCGCCAUCCUGCUCCUCACUGUCAUCAUCGUCGGGGCAGUUUGGUGGUGGAGGCACAGGAAAUACGCUGGGUUUGGAAGGGAUUCCCGGGCAUUCCUCAUCUGAUGGCCACCCUGCUCUGAGACCCUCACUCCCUGCUCCGUUUCCAAACCAGCUGCACUGAUGGUGGUGACAAAGCAGUGCUGCACCAGCAGGGGACAGAGCAGACCGCAGAGGAGCAUGGAGAGACGGCCGAGUGGCGUCCCAGUCCACAAGCCCAGACCCCAUGGUUCAGGAGAAUUCAUUGCCUUGUGACAAAGCGUCCCUCUCCUCUUCCCCUAACCCUGUACUGUGUCCCCAGUCUUGCCCCAGUGUCUCUUCCUCAUCCCAGUGCUCCCACCUCAUCCCUUCUCCUACAUCCACCGUAUGUCCCCCCUCAUAGCCCCAGUCCUGUCCCUGCACCCCUUCUUCAGCCCAUGUCCUUUCACGUCCCAAACUGUCCCCGCCGCAUCCCACCCUGUCCCUCUUCUGCACCACCUGUCCUUCCCAUCCCACGCCCCCAUUCUGUCCCUGUCUCUCUUCCCAGUCCCCACAUCCCUCUACUGUCCCCCGUGUCCCCUAUCCUGUGGCUCUGGGUGAGGUUGCCUUGUCGACCCCCAGCAAAAUGGGGAAGAAUGAGGCAAAACCGUGAA
This is a messenger RNA of Meleagris gallopavo (turkey), 1851 nucleotides long. Its product is annotated as T-cell surface glycoprotein CD1b-3. Gene Ontology annotation, cellular component: external side of plasma membrane. Lineage: Eukaryota; Metazoa; Chordata; Aves; Galliformes; Phasianidae. The record is from RefSeq and is a predicted model, not a curated record. Gene Ontology annotation, molecular function: exogenous lipid antigen binding; endogenous lipid antigen binding; lipopeptide binding. Gene Ontology annotation, biological process: positive regulation of T cell mediated cytotoxicity; antigen processing and presentation, exogenous lipid antigen via MHC class Ib; immune response.